AUGCUAACGCCGAAUAAGACUGCAGCACUCACCACCAGUGCAACUCUUCUGAUGGCCGAGUCUUUCGGGGUCACGCUGGCUUCCAGCGCAGGCUUCACGCUUCCAUCGUCGACCGUUGCACGCGGCGUGGAACUCUUCUUCUCCACCUCGGAGCCGACGGAGAGGCCGUCCUCCUGGUCGGCCUCCGUGGCGCGCCUCCCCCGCUUCUUCCUGCCCCUCUUCCCGCCGUCGCCGGGGCUCCGACGCGACGCCGCGACCACCGUGAGGAGCCGCCCCGGCGCCGGACGAAGCUGA
Molecule: messenger RNA, 294 nt
Organism: Triticum turgidum subsp. durum (durum wheat)
Lineage: Eukaryota; Viridiplantae; Streptophyta; Magnoliopsida; Poales; Poaceae
Source: the annotation of a GenBank genome assembly